Messenger RNA from Papilio machaon (common yellow swallowtail), 1099 nucleotides. RefSeq lists its product as uncharacterized. The record is from RefSeq and is a predicted model, not a curated record. The transcript has 2 exons. The coding region runs from base 156 to 959 and encodes 267 amino acids. NCBI's taxonomy places the organism in Eukaryota, Metazoa, Arthropoda, Insecta, Lepidoptera, Papilionidae.
ACAUCUUGCUCGACUGCAGGACUGCAGUAUCGACAACAUUGGCAAACGUUGUUUAGCAAACGAUCUUACGAUCGAUCGUAAAGUUGUAAAGUGUUCAUACGGUUUGUUAGGAUUUGUGAAUUUGUGGCUAACUUUAUCGAAUAAUAAAUCGUGCGAUGGAGUGGGAGUGGACAAAAGACAAAACUUUGAAACUAAUCGAGUUGUUACAAGUGAACGCAAGCCUAUGGAACCCUUCACUAUGUGACACUCGUAGAGAAAAACAGAAAAGAAAAGAAGAAUUACGUGCUAUUGCGGAUAUACUAGGAAUAUCUGUACCUGAUACAACGAAAAAGAUACAGCAUUUAAGAACUCAGUACAAUAGGGAAUCUGCAAAAGAAGCUCGCGUUAAUGCAGAGGAUCCUAACGAUAGAUAUGUCAGUAAUUGGUAUGCUUACGAAUAUCUCCAUUUCAUGAAAGACUCGAGUAAAGUUUACAAAAUCCUACAGUCUGUGGAAUUAACUGAUACCAUAGCUAGCCAGAAUGAAACCACAGCAGCAUUGACAGACUGCAAACUGUUUAAUUUAUCCCCGCCUCAUAAAGUACCUAGAACUGAGAUACUUCAUCCAGUAAAGUCUGAGAUUAUCCAUCAGUCAACACCUAGGGAUAGAGAUGAGUUUUCCGUGUUCGGAGAAUAUAUAGCUAAUGAGUUAAGAUCUUUGAAAGGUGAGAAAAACUUACUUGUUGCUAAGAAAAAGAUUCAAGAUGUUAUAUUUGAAGUUAAAAUGGGAAUGAUGAGCGAAGGAAGGGUGGAACAAACAUCUACAUGCACUGCAUUUACUCAUGCUAGUCCACCAAGUUCCCUGCACUCAAGCAAGUUGUAUACAGCCCCAGUGAUGUCAGCCCCACCAACUACAGGAAUCAAUGAAAUAAUUCUAAAUGGGCCGUGCCACUAUUCAAACUUUAAAGUUGACACACAAUAGCAGUGUCCUCCACUUCCCAACGGGGAAGUGGACAAGAAUGAUAGUUUCACUAUUGCAAAUUAAGUGUGUAAUGAAAAACUGUUGCUAGAUUUUAAAUAAACAAAAAAUUGUGUAAUCUGAAUUUAAACUCAAUUUUUUAU